AUGGCAGCGUGGGCGUGCCACUGGGAGAGGAGGUCAUCGUACGGGGCGCUCCUCCGCUCCCUGGCGACGGCGAGCGGAGAGAGCGGAGCGGCCGCCGUGCCGCCGCUGUCGGCCGCGUGCGUGGCCCUCCUGGAGCUGUGCGAGGAGAGCACGCUGGGCAGCCUGCUGCUCACGCGCCACCCAUUCGGGGACCUGCUCGCUGGCCUAUGCCAGCUGUGCUACGCGCACCGCCGCGCAGGUGCGGAGGUGGCAGCGGAGGAGAGGCGCCACUGCGAACGGAAGCUCUCCCGACUGCUGCGGAGGGUGUACCAGCCGGCCGUGGUGCGCGAGCUGCUGGUGCUGCAAGGCGCCGCUGUCAAGGGAGGGCGAGCCCCCAAGUGGCUGCACAGCACCUGCAGCCGGCUCCUCACCGACGCGAUGCUCCGCCCGCGCGGGGUGCUGGCGGUGGUGGGCGGAGUCAUGGAGGGGGCCUGCGCAGCAUCCGGGAUGGCAGCAGACUGCGCGGAUGCGGAGGUGGCGGCGGCGGACUGGCGGAGGUGCGAGGCGGUCGCCCGAAUCCUGGCGUCCUGCGGCGGCCGAUCGUCCUCGCCGGAGGAGCACUACCGCAUCGUGUGCCCACAGGUGCUGGAGCUGCUGCACAUCGAGGACCGGCAGACGGCCCGAUCGUUCCAGCGCGUCGCCACGACGACGGCGGUCACUAUGGCGAGGGAGAAUCCGGCGCUCGCCCAGCGCUACCUCUUGUCUCCGAUGCUGGCACCGUUGGCACGCUGCACCUGCGCCGAUGCCGUCGCGGCCGCGGCCGAGGCCGCGCCUGGCACUGGUGCUGUCCUGGUGGAGGAAGCCGAGCUGAGCCACUGCGUUGAAGACAUCAACAAGGUGGUCGUGGCGUGCGGCUCCGAGCCUCCCCCGGCGGUGAUGCUGAGCGCCGUCGAGUCCGUGCUGCAGCCGCUCUUCCUCCUCUGCUGCUUCGCCAAGCGCGGAGUCUCCCACCUGCGGUCUCCGUGCCAGGAGACGCUGCUGUGGUUUGUGGAGCACGCCGAGCGGGAGCGGGCGGUGCGUGCCGUGGGCGGGCUGGCGGGGCUGCCCACUCGCCCGAUGCCGACCACGAUGCCGACCACGACGAUGCCGACGACGAUGCCGACGACGAUGCCGACGACGAUGCCGACGACGAUGCCGCGCUCGCUGCACUUUGCCCCCGGUGCCCACGGAGGAGCCGUCGCCCGGAUUCGCCCGCCGAUCGGGGCGGACGACGAGGAUGAGGCUGCGUGUGGCGCGCUGGACGAGGAGGCGUGGCAGCUGACGUGCCUCACGGAGCUCCUCGCCGCCGCUCAGCUCUCCGGCUUUGCCGGCGACUUCUUCCUCGCCUGCCUGAAGGACCUCACGGCGCUGAUGAUGCAAGAGCCCAGAGCGAGGGACGGGGGCAGCGCCGAGGGCCUGGAGGCCCCGGGAUCCCCCGAGGUGGGGAGCGACGCGGAGGAGAGCGACUACCAGAGGCUCCAGCUAAUGCAGCUCAUCCCGUACCUGUGCGAGAAGUUGGGCCACGGAAUCCUGCAGAGAACCACUCAGGUGUUGGAGUUUGUUCGCGUCACGCUGGAGCGGGCCACCGCCCGGCGAGGUGGCGGAGGUGGGCACGGGGAGGAGCGCCGCCUGGAGGCCGAGUCGCUGCGCCUGGCCAUGGGACUGGCGGCCGUCACGCUCGGCGGAGCCCAGUUAAGUCCGGCUGACCGGGCGGCCCAGGCGACCCUGCUGGGUCCCCUCGAGAGGAUCGUGAACUCUGACCCCGAUCCCGACCUCCGCGACCUGGCCUCUGACCUCCGCAUCGCCAUAGCGACGCACGGAGCGGUCUGCGGAGACAAUUUGGCGGAGGCAUCACGGGCGACCAUCGGCCGGAAAGCGGAGGAAUCGGGAGACCAAAUACGGUCCCGAGAGGGGCGGCCCUCACCGCCACGGGGUCACCGCCCGGCCGCCUCCCCGGUGACCGUGCAGGACAUGCUGGAGGCGACCCACGACCCCGAGGUGCCGGUGAGGGCGGCCGCAUUGCGCACCCUCACCGGGCUGAUCCAGCAGCGCCGCGCCGACGCCGUCGAGGAGCAGGACAAGAUCCUGGAGGUGUUCCUGGCGAGCGUGGACGACGAAGACCCGUUCGUGUACCUCUCUGCCAUUCAAGGGCUGGCAACGAUGGCCGACCGCCACCCGGCGCGGGUUUUCCCGCGCCUGCUGCGUGAGUACGGAGGAGGCGGCCGCGACGGCGGUGACGGCAAGGAGGAGGCCGGCGCUGCGAGACCGCCGCGGCCACCGCAAGGCCGUGUCAAGCUGGGAGAGGCCCUGGUACGAGCGACCCGCGCCCUCGGUGAGUUCAAAGGCCGCCCCCGGCCACGUCCGCCGCUUCCGAGUGGUCGGCGAUGUCGGCUGUGUGUGUGUGUUGAACUUCUUUCGCACCCUACGUAGCCAACCAUGG
This is a messenger RNA of Petromyzon marinus (sea lamprey), 2458 nucleotides long. The record is from RefSeq and is a predicted model, not a curated record. NCBI's taxonomy places the organism in Eukaryota, Metazoa, Chordata, Hyperoartia, Petromyzontiformes, Petromyzontidae.